AUGUCUGGUAGAGUUAGAGGAUCUAGAAGUACUAAUGAUCCCAUGGAGCGCAUAGCUCAAAUGCUGGAGGCCUUAGUGCGCAAUCAAGGCAGGGAGCCAGUUGAGUACCGAGGGUUGUCUGCCUUCACUAGGCACGAUCCUCCGAAGUUUGAGGGAGGAUUCAAUCCCAAAGGAGCCCAAAGGUGGGUGGCUGAUGUAGAGAAAGUCUUUAACGCCAUGGGGUGCCGUGAGGAGCACAAGGUGACCUAUGCCACUUACUUGUUGUGUGGCAAGGCAGAAGACUGGUGGAGGUUUUCCAGUCAGACUCUGCCACAAGAAGGUGGCUACAUCCAAUGGGAGACCUUCAAGCUGAUGAAGUAUUGGCCUCACUACCAACAUGGUGAUCGAGAGGAAGAUUUGUGUUCUCAGUUUAAAAUUGGAUUGAGGCCGAACAUCCAAGCUGCAGUCAGUGUGUUUCAACUGACGGACUUGCCCACUCUGGUAAGCAAGAGUAGGAUUUUUGAAGCUAACACAAGAGGAAAGACAGUGGACACUAGGGGAGCUGGCCCAAUAGGACACGAUAGAAGACCCCCGAAGUUCUCAAAGAGGCCAGGGCCACACAUAGUGAAGGACUGCCCACAGCCAAAGAUUACUUACAACAACUAUGGGAAGUCGGGACACAUUACCAAUGAGUGCUGGGCCGCUAAGAGAAGCGGUAGUACAAGUACAACUCAGAGGCCUGAAUCGAGAGGAAUCGUGGGGCUGAGUACGGGGCAGAAGCCGAGUAUUCCUGGAAGAGUCUUUGCUAUGAGUGGGGCAGAGGCUUCGCAGUCAGAGGAGCUGAUCCGAGGUAAAUACAUUAUUAAGGGUCGAUUGCCUGACAUGCUGUUUGAUUUGGGUGCUACGCACUCGUUUAUAUCUGUGGACUGUGUGAAGAGUCUGAAUUUGUAUGUGAUGGAAUUGCAAUGUAAUAUUAUGGUGACUGCCCCUACAGGUAAGCCAGUUGUGACGUCAUGGGUGUGUUUGGGGGAGAAGACCUUGAUCUUCGGUGCAACAAUGGCAGAGGUUUCAAGGCUUAUGAGCCAGGGAACGUGGGAGAACAUGGUAAAUGCCAGGGCUUUCAUGGUUAUGUUCUCAAUAGAAGCCGAAAGUGUGGUGGAGCCGGAGUAUAUUCUUGUGCUGAGGGAUUUCUCGGAGGUUUUUCCCGAAGAUGUUUUUGAGCUACCGCCUGAAAGGAAAAUAAAGUUUGCUAUUGACCUCAUUCCAGGGGCAAAUAUGAUUUCUGUGGCACCUUAUAGGAUUGCACCAGUGGAGUUGGCGGAGGUAAAAAAACAAGUUGAAGACUUGCUACAGAAACGGUUUAUAAGACCGAGUGUGUCACCGUGGGGAGCACCAGUGCUCUUGGUGAAAAAGAAAGACAGAAACAUGAGGAUGUGUGUAGAUUACCGGCAACUGAAUAAAGUAACGGUCAAGAACAAGUAUCCUCUUCCAAGGAUUGAUGAUUCAAUGGAUCAGUUGAGGGGAGCCGCAAUGUUAUCGAAGAUCAAUUUAAGAUCGGGAUACCAUCAAAUCCAAGUGAAGAAUGAGGAUGUGCCUAAGAUAGCGUUCAGGACACGAUAUGGUCACUAUGUGUAUUUAGUGAUGCCGUUUGGGGUGACCAAUGCUCCUGCAGUGUUCAUGGACUACAUGAACAAGAUCUUCCACAAGUUUUUGGAUAAGUUUGUGGUGUUUCUAGGGCAUGUGGUGUCGAAGGAAGGAAUCAUGGUAGACCCUGUAAAAGUGAAAGCAGUGGCUGAGGCCGACGAAUGUGACUGA
Abrus precatorius (Indian licorice) is the source of this 1794-nucleotide messenger RNA. RefSeq lists its product as uncharacterized. Bases 1 to 1794 code for a protein of 597 amino acids. The record is from RefSeq and is a predicted model, not a curated record. The transcript has 5 exons. Lineage: Eukaryota; Viridiplantae; Streptophyta; Magnoliopsida; Fabales; Fabaceae.